Molecule: messenger RNA, 171 nt
Organism: Schistosoma bovis
Lineage: Eukaryota; Metazoa; Platyhelminthes; Trematoda; Strigeidida; Schistosomatidae
Source: the annotation of a GenBank genome assembly
AUGGUAUCCGGUCGACGGACAUUCAGUAUCUUGUGUAGACAAUUGUUUAUAAAUACUUGUACGUUUUCGAUUAUCGUUGUACUAGUUCUCCACGUUUCAAUUCCGUACAGUAGAACUGUCCUGACAUUCAUACUGAUGAUUCUGACUUUGAUAUUGGUUGAAAGACAUUUA